CAAAACUCAAACUGCGUUAUUUUUUAAUUAGCGUCAGUCUAUCAUAAAUGCAGCAUAGAUAUUAUAUAGAUAUAUUUUAAUCUUCGGACUUACUAUCUCGAUAUAAUCAAAUUUGUUUCACCAUGACAAUGGACUUUGGAGGGGUUUUAUAUUGAUGCUGAUACGUUUCUAAAAUUAGAGAAGUUCAUUGAUCAAAGUAAAUGAAUGUUUUCAAUUUUACGCUCGUAAAUGUGUUAGCAUUGCAUCACACAGCUGAAGCCCAGCACGAACCAGGCAUAUCUAUUCCAUGACUCACAUGUCGUCCUCUCUUUCAGUAAGCAUUGAAUCAUCAUGAAAACCACUGUUCCGCCAAGCAGUGCUAUGGAACCCGAGCACGCAACUUCCACGUGUGGCCUUCGACCCAUGCGCCAACCUCUCACCAGGCGGCAGCAUCGCUCCCGCGCGAACGUCAGAUAAACCGGAUGGAAUGGAUACGAACGAUGUCGUGGCGCUCAGAUACGAAUAGCGCGGCUGCUGCCGCUAAUGCUGCUGCGAGAGUGGUACGGCUGAUGGUGGUGGCAAACGUUAGGCGCAAUAGCGCAGCGGUAAGUGGCCAACGGUUCCCUCUCCGUUGCAGGCGCGCGGUCUGUCGCUUCGCUCGCCAGCAAACGCCGUUGGCAGCGAACGCCGUUCUGCCGCUCUGUCGUAGGAGUAACAGUAGUAGUGGUGGUCAUAGUAGUUGUUGUUCUCAGACCAGCUGUGUCCUACCUGCCCAAUCGCCAGAGUAAGUGGUCUGGCGCUUGGUCAAUUGGUUUUGUGUUGUUGGCCUACUCUGCUGUGUACCGGCCGUCGUUCAUUUCUACAUGUGUGCGAAUCAUGUUUCUGUGGGUGAAACGGAAAGAAAGUCGAUCUUAUUGAGAGGCAAAGUAAGAAGCUUAGAAGGCAUUUUGUGUAUCUCCUGAAAUCCUCCCGUGGUGCUGUUGUUGCAAAGAGAAAAGCAAAAAGAAAAAAAGUGUGCCUUGCUACCUUUUGGAUUUUACGUGCGAUGUUGUUUUAAAAAGUCUGCCCUCGUUGGCUUCCAUCUUGAGCAAAGGUAACGGUUAAGCGACUACUGAAUUAUUCACGUCUGUUGCCGAAGGGGGCUUACUGGGGAUCUCCAACGGCAACGGACAACCCCGUGCAAAAAAGCUGGACACCAAAUAUAAAAAGUAGGCUACACAUACGUAAGCGAAGGCAAAGGACGCGCCACGGCGCGAUGGCGCCGGACAUGGGUCUCGGAGUGGCGUCUUCGCGCUAUCAGCGCGUGCUUCUCCUCAAAAACUGUCUGGCUAUUAUUUGCCGUGAUCGGCGCAAGCUUUCACAGCAGGCCAAAUCAAAGGACGCCCAUGUCGACGGCUGGACGCUGUUUAAAAGUUUCGUACGCGAAAACUCGCAGUGCUUUUGGAACCAAUGCCUUGUACAGUGUGUGCAGUCACUGGAGUACCGCGGAUACAUCGUACCUACCACAAUACUCGUGUCGGGCGGGGAAUACUCCUUAGACGUCGUCCGUUCAGCGUGGGCCCGACGUGCCCUUCGGCCGCCUGUUGGAUAUGACAUACUCCGUUUAGGUGACAUUACCGAAGCGGAGAUGGUUCGUGUUCUUCAGACUCAAUUCGCUCCUUUAGCAGAAGCCCUCUGCAAGGCCGUCUUUGAUCUGUCGCAGAGGGGUGACCCUGCCACACUUGACUCACUUACCCUCGAACUUUUGCGUGCAUACCCCGGAAUGGAGAAACCUGCCAGCGAUAUAAUUUACAAGACACUAGGAACUCUUAUUCGAGAACGACGGCUAUACCACACCGGAGGCGGGUACGCUGUGGCAGAACCUGAACUGUUUCUGCGAGGGACUCCGACGCUAAAAAGGGCAAGUCUUCUCACGAACGGCGUAGAUGCUUCCAAGCAGUGGAGUAGCCAGAGAGUGCUGAACUCGUCGAGUGGCGAGUCGCGGCAGAGUACGCUGGAGCGCUCCGCAUCGAUGAGACUCCUUCGUGAGAGGGACCGCGACAAGGGACCUCUCUGUCGAAGUGCAUCCGUUCGGCUCUACAAUCGCAGCAAAAGCUCCCUAAAUGACCACGCAGACAAUAGCAGGGACAUUCAUAGGCAACAGGCAGCACAACAUACGCCACAGCUAGCUAAACGGGACAGCCCAAAGCGUUCGUCGAUGUUCUCUCGUUUCUUUCGCAAGAAAGAGAAGAGCUCGCCGGAAAUUGUCGUUGUCCAUACGACGACAGCGUCGACAGGUAGACGCGAUGCGACCAAAGACGGUCGCUCGGAGCCUCAUACAACACAGCUGGCUUCAACAGGCAGCACAAAUCAACACCACCAUCAACAUCUUCACCAUCAGACUGUUGCAACCUCUUCAUCGACAUCGACGACUGGCGCCUCAGCAACAGAUGCGGGUCCUGCCGGUGCGAGUUCGACAUCUCCAAAAACUCGGCUCUCGUUUGCCGCUCAAUUUCCGCCAGUCGACUGGAAGGAUCCCGAUUAUGUGAACUUCCAUUCGAGAAGCACACAGACCUCGGUUAACCGCGAACAACAGACCACAGGCAGCCUGAUAAACGGUGUUAAUAAUACGCAACAACAUGAGAGCUUACGUCAUGGUAUUGGCCAGGCCGACGGAGAUCGCCAGCGUGCUCCCCAUUCAAAUGCGGGUAGCUACCAUCACCAUCACGCACAGCAUCCAAGUCAGCAGCAACAACUCGUGGCCACCGCGCAGCUGCACGACAGCCACAAUUCUAACAACAAUCAACAGUUACAGCCUAUCAGGCAAGAGAUCCCGUCACGUGCUUUGAGUCUUGCUCGUCACUGUCACACAAUUCGACAGAGUUCGUGCUGCAGCGAUGCCACGCCGGAGGAUAGUGGAGCUGAAUUAUCUUCCAGAAGGCGGACAUCUUCCAGAUCGAAUUCAAGGUCGACUCGCCAUCGGCGACAUUGCUCCGUGUCAGACGAGGUUUGCUGUCGGCACAGGAGUUCAUCACCUCCUCGCCGAAAGUCACAGACUCCACGUCGUUUGCCGCCCACUUUACCGGGCGACGUGUCGCCCUUGCAAUUGCGUAAGACGCACCCGCGGUAUCUGCCCGCGCCGCCAAAUGCUUGCAAGAUCCCCACGCUGCCACCUUAUCCUACUAGCGGACUAUACAGAUUGAACCGGCCUCCGCUCUUCCCACCGGCACCACCCCCAAAUACAGAUCUGUUCCGACAGACGGAACGCUUCCGGCAGCACAGCAGUAUCUUGUUCCAUAGCACUGACGAGGACUCACCACAGCUUCCGCGGAAGGCUGUGAUUUCAACAGAAAAGGAAAUUAAAAGUGUUGGCACAUUGGGAACUCUCAGUGGCCUGAACGACAAUAGUCGAGCUCAGGUCAGUCAGGUCAUCACGACUUCGCCUAAAACUGGUUCUAUCAGGCAUACGACAACAGUGACCAACGAUGCGCUGAGUACCUCGCAGCUCGACCACACCAAUAACAUGCGAAACACGACGCGUUCGCAUCAACUGCCCAGGUAUACGGGCAAUGCGUACCUGCGAUCACUCAACAACAAUAACACUGGCAACGACGCCUCGUUUAACCCGCUGCUGUGUGCCACCACCAAAGAGAAGUGUUCGACAACUACCCGAACUACGACGACGAUCUCAGAGAAGAUCGACAGUUCCGGGAAUUGUACCAUGACCACUAAUACGAAGGGCACUGGAGCUAACGGCGAUGAAACAAACAUUGAUGGCAUAGCUUCUUCUGUACGGAGCGGCCAUACGCAUCUUGGCUAUUCUGGCAACGCUGUGAACGUCUGCGCGCCUGUUGCCGGGGAUUAUAAGUCCAUUGUGGACGUUAAUGUAGUCACCGAUGCAGCAGGCCGUACUGUAACGAAUAUCAAAACGUCAGUAUGCGCUACACCGAAGGGCAGGGAAAGCCCCCAAUUGCCAUCAGCAAAGGUGGAAAAGACAAAACCUGAGCUGAUCAUUCCGGCUGAUGAGAAAGCAACCUCGGAUACAGAUCUGGAUGCGGUAGAUCCGCCUCCUGAGGUUUCGUCUACCCAGGCCACGCGCUUCUUUGAGAAUGCGGCGUCGGCGGCCGUUGUAGCCAGCGCUAAAACCUCGGCAUCAGCUGGCGGCAAUCUCUCCGCUGAUGAUUCGGGCUUCCUCUCGACCUCACCUCAACCGCAGUCGUUUGUGACGACUUCAUCAUAAGUUAUUCUUACGUUACAUCAUCACAUUCAUCGGUCAGGACGGGUAUUUCGAGCGACAGAACAGAUUUACACCAUAGAUACUUGAGGUAUCUCUAGAUCUUAGCUAUAUCCCCCCCCCCCCCGCCACAUGACCACCGUCGCAGUCUAUCUCCUGUCAAUUAUCCUGGCAAAACGCAUAUAUUGAUAGCGUUGCGACAUCCCGAACUCCCCUAUAUUAAGCAUAUGCCUGAGCACGGAAUCGUAAACAUUAGGUACUCGCAGAAAAAAAUGCGCCGCUCGGAUAUCGAGAGUAUGGUGCCUGGCGCAUGUCUGCCCAACUUCAUCGUUCAUCAGCAGUCAUUCCUUUCUUAUUUGCCCCGUUGCCCACACGACACCGUUCUCAAAAAGACAGAUUCACCCAAUAAUAAUAUUAAUAUAUCCUCACCCAAUCUUAUGCAACCUUCACCACCUACAUAUAAUUGCGGGGCACCUGCAGCGCAUUCCGGGACGAAUGCCAGCGGUGCUACCCUUCCCUGCUUCCGUUCAAAGACCCUUACAUAAACCUUUCAUUUGCCCUCGGCGCUUCUUUGUUCAUCACCUAGUUAGGAUCGUGCAUACCUUCUUUACCAAAAUGACCAUCGUGCUCUUCUUACAUGAUUUUUGAGAGCAACUUAGUAGCAACUUUUUCAUGAACCCCGUUCAAGGAACAAUCGAUAAGCUUAUGAGUUCCCAGAGUUGCUCAUGAUUCUCGUUGCUUCGUACUGUAUCAGCGUCUACCCCUUCGCUGCCCUACCUGCCCUACUCUAAGCCCAACCAGAAACUUCGGCUGAACGCGGAUCUUGUGCGUGCCGCAAGGUCUGGCGUUGCUUCGACGAAGACCGCACCGCUCCCGACCACCGUUUUUUACUGAAGGUCCAUGAACUUUUUAAAAUAUGUACGAGAAACUUUUGAAUAGUUGUACCGCUAUGCCAGCGACUCGAGUUUCAGAGAUGGGAUUUUCACCCUUUAAAUCGAAUUUCGAGUUCAAAUGUGCAGACAAGUAACUUCGAACUGUAGUGUGCCAAAGUGCAGAAACAACACGAGAUAAUAACAACCGUUUUAAAAAUGCCAACAACAAGAACAAGCCGAUGCGAAGGAAAAAACGAUAGGAAUUCGAUGAUAACAAACAGAUUUCACAGCGCUUUAUAUACUUAUGACAAGGCACAGAUAGAAAAACCUACGGAAGCCUUUGGGCGCAAGUUACAAAAAUGCAUGGCGAGAUGAUGCACAAAUUCGACUUGGACUCGCCGAAGAGAUGAUCUGCUGUCGCGUCGUGUCAUGAACAGUAAGCGUCUGCCGCGGAAAAUCAGCGUAUCACUUAGGGAGAAAAAUCGUAUCGUUUUUGAUAAAUCCUCGACUGCGUUUAUCUUAAUACACAUAUGAUGUCAACUACCCUCGUACAAUCUUCCUGGGUUGACGGUCGAUACCUAAGCAAUUAAAUAUAAAAAAAAAUACACUCAAACAUAUUCACAUCCACCGAGUACUUUUCAUCUCAUGUACUUUAUAAUAAAAUUACAUUUUGAAUAAAAGAUGCAUAUAAAUAACGCAUGACGACAUGUUUUACCAUCAAUAAAUCACUGUACACGUUA
Molecule: messenger RNA, 5804 nt
Organism: Varroa destructor (honeybee mite)
Lineage: Eukaryota; Metazoa; Arthropoda; Arachnida; Mesostigmata; Varroidae
Biological process (GO): regulation of transcription by RNA polymerase II
Cellular component (GO): cytoplasm; nucleus
Molecular function (GO): RNA polymerase II transcription regulatory region sequence-specific DNA binding
Source: RefSeq, a predicted model, not a curated record